Messenger RNA from Melozone crissalis (California towhee), 650 nucleotides. RefSeq names its product leucine rich repeat containing 20 (gene LRRC20). The transcript is spliced from 4 exons. Gene Ontology annotation, molecular function: protein binding. Lineage: Eukaryota; Metazoa; Chordata; Aves; Passeriformes; Passerellidae. Bases 21 to 557 code for a protein of 178 amino acids. The record is from RefSeq and is a predicted model, not a curated record.
CCGCCCUCCUGCACCGGCGGAUGGGCGAGGCGGUGGCCCGGGUGGCCAGGAAGGUGAACGACACGGUGGAGAACAAGGCGGAUUCCCUGGAUCUGGCCAACUGCAAGCUGAUGUCCUUCCCUGUUGGAGUCUACAAAGCCGUGAGGAGCGUCACCGAGGGCAUCCACCGCAUCUCCCUGGCCAACAAUGAGCUCAAGUCCAUCACCAGCCGGUUUGUCACCACCUUCAGCCAGCUGAGAGAGCUGAACCUGGCAGGGAAUUACCUGCACCGGCUGCCCGAGGAGAUCACGUCCCUGCUGCACCUCCGCACCAUCGACCUCUCCCGAAACCGCUUCCGCCGCUUCCCGGAGCCCCUGGCCACCGUGCCCGCCCUGGAGAGCAUCGACCUGGAGGAGAACGAGAUCGCAGAGGUGCCCACGGACAAAUUGGCCUCCAUGGCGCUGCUGCGGAGCCUCAACCUGCGAGCCAACCCCGUGGGCCCCGAGGUGCGGCUGCUGGUCCGGCCCCUGGUUCCCUUCGAGCUGCUGCUGUCUCCAGAGGAGCCCAUCCAUCCCUGAAUCCCGGCAGCACCCCCGGGUGCCCGAGCUGUCCCCAGGGGGAGCUGCCCACCACAGGGGUUUGGCUCGGCUCAGUCCCUGCUGCUCCCCCGU